This is a messenger RNA of Prorocentrum cordatum, 2515 nucleotides long. Lineage: Eukaryota; Dinophyceae; Prorocentrales; Prorocentraceae. The record is from the annotation of a GenBank genome assembly.
CGUCGCGAGGGGGACAGGCGGAGUCGGCGCGAGAGGCGUGGCGGCCGGCGCUGUCGCAGCCAGCCUGGGUGGGAGCCUCGGCAGCGUCGACAGUCUUGUCACGGACGAGGGGUCGCCUUCCUCGGUGCGGUCGCAGUCCAGGCAGGCCCCUGGUGCGACUGCCGGCAGCUCAAGCGGAAUCGCGCAAAGCAUGAACAACUCUUUGAUGAGCCGCGUCGCGGCGGCCAAGCAGAUGAUCGUGGGCCGCCAGGACAUGGGCAACGUCGGCACGAGCCUUCCGCUGCCGCUGCCUUCGCGCGAACAGACGGACGUCAGCCUGACGUCGACGAUCGCGCCCUUCGAUAACGAUACCAGCCAGGCGUGCCUGAAUACAGCUAAGACGUACGGCCCAGUUGGAUUCAACAUCUUCCAGUUGGACUUGCACGGCAACCCCGCGAAACGGGCCCGCGCGAAUCUCAACAAGCUGAACUCUCUGAUCGACGUGGUCUACCAGAACGGAUUCAAGGGCAAUUUCCCCUCGGCGUUCACGGCGACGGUCAGCAUCACGGACCCUGCCGUUCCCAUCGCGGAUAUGUUCGGCAGCUUGGUGGCCAUGCUGAAGCGCGCGCUGAUCACCUUCCCAGUCACCUUCAACGUCGUCGACGGAGGAAUGGACUCGUACUGGGCGGCCCAUGGGUUGCGCGAGAGCAUCGCCGGCAUGGGUGGCGCGGUCAAGCGCACGGCAACGCAGAGAUUCUUCGACGUCAUGGAGAGCAAGGAUGUGAUCGAGACCUCUGUCGGGCAUGAGGUGGGCGCGCAGAAAACGGCCAAGAUGUGGGCCGAGAAGGUAUCCAUGGCACCGAGCUCAGAGAAGAUUUCGGACACGUACGUGGACGCUUGCUUUACUGUGGGGGCCAGGCUCAUGAACAACCCCUAUACGCAGAAGAUCGCGGUGGAGGCCGACUCUACUGGGGUGACGCCUUUCGACAGCAUUUACAAGUACGAGGCAGUGGUGAAGAGGGCGCAAUCGAGUAGCCUGAUCCACUGGUGCACUGCUGGGCUGCUGGACCUGGUGACCUCCAAGAUGACAUCGGUGGGUGAAAUCAGCCUUCGCCAGCUGACUGGUCGGGGACUCCCAGGGGGGAAAGGACUGCUAGACCUGCUGAUUGCCAAGAACGAGCUCGGGCACUGCUUCAUCACGAAAUUUCGGGCGAUGGGUCUCAACGCAGGGGCGCUCCAACGGAUGGAGGCAUGGUCAGUCGGGCACGACGCGUGCCGCACCAUGGUCGGGUACAAGGCUGGCGAGAAGGACGUGUCCUGGCGCGCCGCUAUGAAGCAAUCCUCUAAGUUGGCCGUUUCCGUCUUCGAGGAGUGCCUUUUCAAGGUAGACUACGAUUUGCAGAUCAAGCAGCAGAAAAUCCAGGGCUCGCCGGUGGGGGAGAUUCUCGACAGGUCCCCGUUGAAGGAGAAGAUCGACGCCAUCUACACGGCCCUCGUGGCGGAGGGAGACGCUGUGCCGCAGGAUGACGCCACCGAAGUCACGAUGCAGGACCUCGUGGACUCCGACGAGGAGGAUGAGUUCACAGGGGACCCGAUCAAGAGCAAGCUGACGGAUCCCAAACUGCAGGAUGCGCUGAAACCCUUUUCGAACUUCGUGAAGAACAGAUACAGCCGAGUUGUGAAGCUCAUCGUGGACCCUGGCUCCCCUACAGGCGUGGCGGAAGCGCUUUCAACGUGGUGGAAGGGGCUCGAUAUGGAGCUUGGCAGCGACCAGAACGUCGUCGUCAUCUACGACACCAAGCUGUCUGGGCACCCGAAUGCUCGCGGGCAUCUCCGCAUUAAUCAUUUCAGGGACCAGCACUACGACCGCAUGAUCAAAGGAUCGCUGGCUGCCCUGUGUCGCGACGAUCAGCCGGACGAUGAGAUGCCCUGGAACGUAAUCUACAACAUCUUCGACGGCGGAGUUCACGGCAACGAGCUGAAGUUCGGCAAGGCCUUCCAGGGCAAGGAUGGGAAGGCGCUCAAGAAGGAUAAGCGCAUCCUCUUCCUGCAGACCACCGAGAAGUCCUUGAAGGAGACUAAGGGCAACUACUCUGGUGUCUACGGGCUCCCCACGAUGGAGUUCGUUUUCCAGUUCAGCAAGGGCUCCGAGAUCCCCGAGAAGAAGAAGCUGUACAGCGAGGGCACCAACAAAGACCCAGUGAUUGGAAAGUUCGACAAACCAACGAAGACCGAUACGCUCACGUGGACGGUCAAGCACAGCGAUAAGCCGAGCUUGUACGGUUCGGCGUGGAUCCUGGCCGGAGGGGCAGUCGCCGGUGACGAUGCCAAAGCCGACCCUGGGCCGAAGGGCAAGGACAUGGUGCCGUUCAACUACCAUGGCAUGAACCCGCACGUCUACGACGAGGUCACCAGCGGCGUGAACGGCGUGGCCAACAUCGACCUCACGGGCUGCAACGGGGUGUACGCGAUGCACUCGCUGAUCAAGGACGCGCCGUACUUCGGAGUGUGCUACGCCGAGGAGCAGAAGGUAUAG